AUGAUCACCGCGCGACAGGCUAGCGCAGACCUGGGAUUCGUUGGCGACAUCUCGAGUAUCGAUACGACUGUCGUCAAAGGGCUGGUUCGUGACGGGAUCAUCCCCGUUAUUGCAACGGUGGCGGCGGAUUCUGAGGGGCAGGCUUAUAACGUGAAUGCGGACACGGCGGCUGGGGAAAUUGCGGCGUCGCUGGGAGCGGAGAAGCUCAUUCUGAUGACGGACGUGCCGGGUGUGAUGAUCGACCCGAAGGACUUGGACAGUCUUGUGAAGGAGGUGGACAUCAAGGGCAUUCGCAAGCUGAUAGCAGAUGGCAUUGUAAAGGGAGGCAUGAUUCCCAAGGUGGAGUGCUGCGUCCGGUCUCUCGCGCAGGGCGUGCAUUCCACCGCCAUUAUUGACGGCCGCAAGCCACACUCGCUGCUGCUCGAGGUGCUUACAGAUGAGGGUGCUGGCACCAUGAUCACCGGCCCAGCCUCGGCUGUUCCGAGACUAACAGUAGUGUGUGCGCUCCGGCCCGAGAAAUGGGACGCCACCGUCUACGGGAACCUUUCGGAGCGUGCUAUGAAGGAGCGGCUCCAGGCGGAGGGUUACAGUGUUACCCGUUAUGCCUUCCCCCCUGGCACGGAGUUCCCGGAGCACUCGCACGGCGUGCACAAGAAAGACAGCAUUCUGUCGGGCCGCUUCUUAUUCCGCAUGGACGGCACAGAUGUGAUUUUAGAGGCGGGUGAUUGCAUCUAG
This is a messenger RNA of Closterium sp. Naga37s-1, 735 nucleotides long. The record is from the annotation of a GenBank genome assembly. NCBI's taxonomy places the organism in Eukaryota, Viridiplantae, Streptophyta, Zygnematophyceae, Desmidiales, Closteriaceae.